AUGGAAACACAAAGGAUGAAGCUUAUCAACAUUAAGUCAGACUCGCUUCCACUUGAUCUCAUAAUAGAGAUACUCAAAAGAUUGACGGUUAAAACCCUAAUCCGGUUCCUCUCUGUAUCCAAGCUAUGGGCUUCCACCAUCCGCAGUCGAGAUUUCAUGAAGUUAUUCCUCAACGUGUCUUUGACUCGACAAAAAGGUCUCCUCUUCUUGUUGAGACAUGGAUACUGCGGAUUGGUUCCUUCCCCAAAAACGCAUGAAACAUCUUCUUUCACAGCUUUCCGUGUGAGUUGCUACUCUCCACAAUGGUCUACCGUUUCUCCUUCUGUCCACGGUUUGAUUUGCUAUGCACAAGCCACUAGACUUGUGAUAUAUAACCCUUGCACUAGACGAUCCAUUACCUUGCCCGAGAUCGAUACAUGGAGGAGACCUAUACGCUACUACUUGGGGUAUGAUCCCUUGGAGAAUGGUUAUAAAGUGUUGUGCGCCAUGUUAGGAGGUACGCAUGAUUCAGUUAAGGAGUUUCGGGUUUUGACAGUGGGAACCGAGAACUCUUGGAAGAUGAUUACUGAAAACAAUAUUACUCCUCACGCUCCUUUCGGACACGCGCUGUGUAUAAGUGGUGUUUUGUUUUAUCAAGCUUUUACUGGCACAAAGAUGAAUGAUUUAGUAAUCAUGUGUUUUGAUGUUAGGUCAGAAAAACUUUAUCAUAUCAAAGGACCUAGUGUUUUUCUGCGCAGGCUAUGUUCAAAGGUGAUAAGCUACGAGGGAAAGCUAGCUGUCGUCUUCUAUGAAAAUAACUUUAGAUUGUGUGUUCUUGAAGAUGCUGCUAAGGAGGAAUGGUCGACGAAGACUUUUGUUUUGUCUAAAAUAGUCCCGGCUAUUAAGUGGUAUAUAUCCAAGUCUUGGGUCACUGAGACUGACACGGGUGAGGCUAUAACUGUACCACAAUUUCUUCAUGCAUCAGUAUUUAACGACCUUGUAUAUUUUGAUAUGAAGACAAGUAGCAAGAAAACAGUUUAUAUACGAGUAAACACAGAGGGCAAUAAGGGUUAUUACGUAGAGUCGGUCUCCUCUAAUUUGGUAGAGAAUCUCAUGUUUUUGUAG
Messenger RNA from Brassica rapa (field mustard), 1104 nucleotides. Its product is annotated as putative F-box protein At4g38870. NCBI's taxonomy places the organism in Eukaryota, Viridiplantae, Streptophyta, Magnoliopsida, Brassicales, Brassicaceae. The record is from RefSeq and is a predicted model, not a curated record. Gene Ontology annotation, molecular function: protein binding.